Molecule: messenger RNA, 2332 nt
Organism: Helianthus annuus (common sunflower)
Lineage: Eukaryota; Viridiplantae; Streptophyta; Magnoliopsida; Asterales; Asteraceae
Product: protein SEEDLING PLASTID DEVELOPMENT 1
Exons: 10
Coding region: 126-2096 (656 amino acids)
Molecular function (GO): ATP hydrolysis activity
Source: RefSeq, a predicted model, not a curated record
AAAACUAAAGGGGGAUACAGGCAAACUCCCCAUGAAGAUAGACUCCUCUACCUUCUUUCAACCUUUAAUCAAGCACUACUCUUAACCACACCACAACACACUGGAUUUAGCGCCAAAAUCCGAACAUGCUCUGUCUACCUAUACAAUCCAUUACCCCUCACCCCAAAACACCCUUUGGAUCACAAACCCAAGUGCUCAGAUUCUUUUCAACAACCAAAUUCCUUCAUCAUCAUCAUCAUCGUAAACAUUGGAACAAGAUCAUUCACAGGAGUGAUGGGUACAGUCCUUGUUGUUGUUUGAAGCCAGAUACGGGUUUAAGUUGGAGUGAAGAAGAGUUCGAUAUGGAAUUGGGGCGCAUGUUGAGGCUGUUGCCGGAGGAGAUGCGGCGGAGGGUUAAUGAGCAUCAGGAACUUCAUCAAUUGAUUGAGGUUGUUAUGGAUUUGGGGCGGAAACCGCUCGCUCGGUUUCCGUCUGGGGAUUUUAUGUUGUCGGAUGAUUUGAUCACGGUGGAUGAUCUUGAACAUGCUACUUCGUUGGUAGGUGAUUUCGCUAUUGAUAAUCGAGCUGGCAUUAGCAGAACUUUACAUCGAAUAAGUGCCAUCAGAAACCGGAAGGGCACAAUAAUAGGACUAACAUGUCGUGUUGGCCGAGCUGUAUCAGGAAGUGCAAAGUUAUUGCAAGAUUUGGUUAAAGACGGAGCUUCUUUAUUGCUUAUUGGACCUCCAGGAGUAGGAAAAACAACAAUUAUCAGGGACGUAGCUCGAAUGCUUGCAAAUGAUUAUAAUAAACGUGUAAUGAUUGUUGAUACUUCAAAUGAAAUUGGCGGAGACGGUGAUAUACCACAUUCUGGUAUAGGUAAUGCUCGACGGAUGCAAGUUCCUGAUGCCGACAUGCAACAUAAGGUAUUAAUAGAAGCAGUUGAAAAUCAUAUGCCUCAAGUGAUUGUAAUCGAUGAAAUCGGUACAAAACUUGAAGCAGCAGCUGCAAGCACUAUUGCACAACGUGGGAUUCAGUUAGUUGCAACUGCUCAUGGUAUUACGAUCGAGAAUUUAGUAAUGAAUCCUUCAUUGGAUAUGCUUGUUGGAGGAAUACAGAGUGUGACACUAGGAGACGAAGAGGCAAACCGUAGGGGCGUACAGAAAUCAGUGCUGGAGAGAAAAGGUCCUUCCACUUUCGAUUGUGCGGUUGAGAUUAUUUCUAGGCUCGAGUUGAGAGUUCACAGCAGUCUCGAAGCAACCGUUGAUGCUAUUCUUUCUGGCCGUUCCCCGAACUAUCAAGUUUGCAAGGGAGUGAUAGACGUUACAUUACAAAGUGAUCCAAUUGCAUAUGAGUCGUUUGUCAAGAAGAGUGUCUCUACAGUCGAAGGAGGCAUUCCACAGUGGACCAAUGAAAAGCUUACACCCGACAAACACAUUUCUAAAGAGUCUCAAAGUGAUACGGAUACUUCUUAUGAUAAGCCGCCCUUGUGUUUAUUUCUCUAUGGCGUCUCGGAGACAACUUCAAGACAAGUAUUCAAACACUUAAAGAUGGAAUCUGCUGUUGAAUUUACUGAGAAUAUUAGUGAAGCAGAUGCAAUACUUGCAUUACUGUCUAAAAUCAAGAAAAAUUCCCGGAUUCAGGCUGCUGCCCACUCUAAUGACAUACCUAUUUAUGUCACAAAGACAAGCUCAUUGACACAGUUAACAAAGGCCAUAGAGGCAUUAGUGACUGAUUAUGAUAAUGGUUUUGAAGACGUUGAAGAUGAAUAUUCUCAGAUAAAUGAAUCGGAGAAGACUGAUGCUUUGGAGGAAGCGAGGAUUGCUAUUGAACAGGUUGUCAUCCCAAAAGGUGAACCUGUAGAAUUACUUCCACGGCAAUCCAACAUUCUGUUGCUCCAGAAGGGUCUAAUUCGUAAAUAUAAGCUACAAGCACAGCGAGUCGGUUCAGAAGCGGAUGUAAGGCUUCGUAUUUUACCAUUUCAAGCUGAAAAACAAGAUAAACACGACGCUCACGACGAUGAUGAUGAUGAUGAUGGUGAUACUGAUGCACUUAAUGAGUUGUCUAAUGCGAAUGGCUCACCCUACCCGGUGAACAGAUUACCUUUUCUGCCUGACUAGGAAAAUAAGGAAACGAUGAAUGAUUUUGGACGUUACAGCAAGGAUAAAAGAAACCAUGCUAUUUUGGGAGGGUUUGGCUCAUAUAUUUCAUCCUCCUGCGGAAUAUAGGGGUCAAAGCCUUGUUAUUAAAAACUAUAUUUUGUUUUUCAGACUUUUGUAAAACUUGAAAACUCAUGGUUUAUGUUGUGAACAAAAUACUUGGUCUUGUAUUGACGUUUUAAUUAAUAUAUAUUUGG